Molecule: messenger RNA, 699 nt
Organism: Symbiodinium natans
Lineage: Eukaryota; Dinophyceae; Suessiales; Symbiodiniaceae
Source: the annotation of a GenBank genome assembly
AUGACGAGAAUCUGCGAAGAGCUCAUCCAAGACUUGACCUCGACAGCGAACUUACAUGCCGAACGGAACCUUCUGCAGCACUCCUUCCAGAUGGCUCAGCAGACGGCCGCGGACCAACAACUGAGGUCGCAGGCAGCUGCAAUGGCAGUUUCAAGGGUCGCUGCAGAGCAUGAGUCAUUGCAAGCGGAGCUGGCAUCGGUUCGAUCUUCUCUACACCAACUGAGAAGAGCAUCCAUGGAAGUCCAAGCUAGCCGGAUGCGUUGUUCCAAAGAUGCUGCAGAGCUCAAACAAGCGGCUUCAUUUCAAGAGCUGACAUGUCGGCAAGACCUCGCGCGUUUGGAGGCAUAUUUGCACGAUGUUUCCGUGCAGAACAUUGGCAGAAAGUCAGCUGUCUUGGCCAAAAACGCGGAGGCGUUCAAGCUGACCAGUUACACGCAUGACUGCGCCGACAGGCGAGCCAGAGCUGAAGACCAGCUCAAGCAGACCUUGCACGAGCGUAUGUUGCGUGACAAGACCAUUAUGGCCAAAGUCAAUGAAAUUGUCCAGAAGCUGGAGAGGACACGGGCGCUUCGUCAUGUUCAGGAACGAAGUCGAAGAAGUCAGGUGGACGAACUCUUGCAGCGCCUUUACGACAUGGCAAUGGCGCCCACACUGCUAUCAGAGAAUCCGUUCAUUGAGAAGGCCUUCGCACCGACCUGA